UGCGGGGCGCGGCUCGGCUCGGCUCGGUUCGGCUCGCCUGACUCGGCUGGGCUGGCGGAGGCGCGGCUGCCGUCGGGCAGAGGGUUCGCUGCGCGCCCCGCAGCCCCGGCGGCCGCGGGAUGGAGCUCGGCGCGGCGCGGCUGCUGGCGAUCCUGCUGUGCCUGGCUCCAGGUUUAUUUAUGUCUCUGGAUCAGCCAACCCUUAGCAUCCAAAAAGAUGUCCUCACAAUAAUGGCAAACAACACACUAAAUAUUACUUGCAGAGGUCAGAGACCACUGGAGUGGUCGUGGCCAAGCAAGCAGAGCAAUGCUGAGAGGCGUAUCUCCGUGACAGACUGCAGUGAUGGCCCCUACUGCAAGACACUUACUCUGAGCAAAGUCAUUGGCAAUGACACAGGGGACUACAAGUGCCUUUACAGGGACAACCAGGCAGCUACAACCAUUUAUGUUUAUGUUCAAGAUUACAGAUCACCAUUUGUGACUUCAGUGAGUGAUCAGCUUGGCAUUGUAUACAUCACUAAGAAUAAAACUGUGGUAGUGCCGUGCCUUGGAACCGUAUCAAAUCUCAAUGUAUCUCUACAUGCGAAAUAUCCAGAAAAGAUAUUUGUUCCUGAUGGUAAAUCCAUUUCAUGGAAUAAUAAAAAAGGCUUCACUAUACCCAGUCAUUUAAUCAACUACGCAGGCAUGGUCUUCUGCGAAGCUAAAAUAGAUGAUGAAAGCUACCAGUCUGUGAUAUACAUAGUUGCAGUUGUAGGGUACCGAAUUUACGACCUGACAAUGAACCCACACAAUGAAGUAGAGCUGGCAGUGGGAGAAAAACUUGUUCUCAAUUGCACUGUAAGGACAGAGCUGAAUGUGGGAAUUGAUUUUAAAUGGGACUACCCUUCCAUCAAGGAAAAACGUGCCACUAUUAGGGAUGUAAAAACCACUGCAGGAGAAAUAAAGAAGUUUGUGAGCACCCUUACCAUUGACAGUGUGUCCUUAAGUGACAAUGGUCGAUAUACUUGUGCAGCAUCCAGUGGUCGUAUGAACAUGAAAAACAGCAGUUACUUCGUUAUCCACGAAAGUCCUUUUAUUCACCUGGAGAAAAUGGAGAAUGUUGUUGAGACAAGGCUAGGCGACACAGUCAAAAUUCCUGUCAAGUUUAAAGGAUAUCCUCCACCAGAGGUUAAAUGGUAUAAAAAUGGAAAAGCCAUCAAUGCAAAUCACACAGUUAAACUUGGCUACGCAUUAGUGAUCACUGAAGCAACUGAAAAGGACGCAGGGAAUUACACGGUUGUCCUUACAAACCCCAUUAACAAGAUGCAGAAAAGACAUACAUUUACCCUGCUGGUAAAUGUGCCCCCCCAGAUUGGUGAGAAUGCUCUGAUGGCCCCCGUGGAUUCCUACAAGUACGGCUCGACCCAAGUGCUCACCUGCACCGUCUACGCCGUGCCACCGCCCGCCACCGUGCUCUGGCACUGGCAGCUGGAGGAGGAGUGCACUUUCAGCCCCCAGAAAGUUCGCUCGGGAGCCAAUCCAUAUGCAUGCAAGAAAUGGAAAGCGAUCUCAGAGAGAAGGGGUGGAAAUCAGGUUGAAAUUAAGCACCGGGUCGUUACUAUUGCUGGGAAAACAAAGACUGUGAGCACCCUCGUGAUUCAGGCAGCAAAUGUAUCUGCUUUGUACAGAUGUAUGGUCACGAACAGGGCUGGGUCAAGCGAGAGAGUGAUCUCCUUCCAUGUGACCAGGGGUCUUGAAAUUAAUGUCCAGCCCCAGAAUCAGCUGACAGAGAAGGAUAACAUGUCCUUGCAAUGCACAGCAGACAAGUUCACCUUUGAGAAGCUGUCAUGGUACAAGCUCAGUGCUCACGUUUCACAGACUCCCUUCGGAGGGCUGCCCAUGCCUGUUUGCAAGAACCUCAAUGCUCUCCAGAAGCUGAAUGGGACAGUUUCAAAUACCAAUGGUGAAAACGUCACCUUAGAGCUCAUCCUUCGUAACAUCUCCCUCCAAGAUGGAGGGGACUAUGUUUGCAUUGCUCAGGACAAAAAGGCUAAAACACAGCACUGCCUGGUGAAGCACCUCACUGUUCAAGAGCCCAUGGCACCCACACUUGUUGGAAAUCUGGAAAAUCAAACAACAAAUAUUGGUGAAACUAUAGAAGUGUCAUGUGCAGUGAAUGGCAUUCCUCCUCCAAGCAUCAUGUGGUUUAAAAAUAAUGAGACACUUGUGGAAGAUUCAGGUAUUGUUUUGAAAGAUGGAAACAAAACACUAACCAUCCGUCGAGUGAGGAAAGAAGAUGGAGGGCUGUACACCUGCCUUGCGUGCAAUGUCCUCGGAUGCAGCAAAGCAGUGGCUUUUUUUUCAGUGGAAGGCGCUGAAGAGAAAACAAAUCUGGAGCUCAUUAUCCUCGUUGGCACUGCAGUGAUUGCCAUGUUCUUCUGGUUGCUUCUUGUAAUCAUCCUCCGGACCGUUAAGCGGGCCAACGGAGGGGACAUGAAGACUGGCUACUUGUCAAUCAUCAUGGAUCCUGAUGAAGUCCCUAUAGAUGAACACUGUGAGCGGCUCCCAUAUGAUGCCAGCAAGUGGGAGUUUCCCAGAGACCGGCUAAAGCUAGGUAAACCUCUUGGACGUGGAGCUUUUGGCCAGGUCAUAGAAGCAGAUGCAUUUGGGAUUGACAAAACUGCUACCUGCAAAACAGUGGCAGUGAAAAUGCUGAAAGAAGGGGCAACCCAUAGUGAGCACAGAGCACUUAUGUCAGAGCUGAAGAUACUCAUUCAUAUUGGCCAUCAUCUCAAUGUUGUCAAUUUACUUGGAGCCUGCACAAAGCCAGGAGGGCCACUCAUGGUGAUUGUGGAAUAUUGCAAGUUUGGAAAUCUGUCAGCUUACCUACGGAGCAAGAGGAGUGAAUUUAUCCCGUACAAGACCAAAUGUGCCAGGUUUAGGCAGGGGAAGGAGAACUACGUUGGUGAUGUCUCUUCUGACCUGAAGCAACGGCUGGACAGCAUCACGAGCAGCCAGAGCUCAGCAAGCUCUGGCUUUGUGGAGGAGCGGUCCCUGAGUGAUGUGGAAGAGGAGGAAGCUGGUCCUGAAGACCUCUGCAAGAACCCUUUGACCAUGGAGGACCUCAUCUGUUAUAGCUUCCAGGUGGCAAGAGGAAUGGAGUUCUUGGCUUCACGCAAAUGCAUCCACAGGGACCUGGCUGCUCGUAAUAUCCUCUUGUCAGACAAUAACGUGGUAAAAAUCUGUGAUUUUGGCUUGGCUCGAGACAUCUACAAAGACCCAGAUUACGUCAGGAAAGGAGAUGCCAGACUACCCCUAAAAUGGAUGGCACCGGAAACCAUUUUUGAUAGAGUAUAUACCAUUCAGAGUGAUGUGUGGUCCUUUGGAGUUCUGCUGUGGGAGAUAUUUUCAUUAGGAGCAUCACCAUACCCUGGAGUGAAAAUUGAUGAGGAAUUUUGCAGGAGACUGAAAGAAGGAACGAGAAUGAGAGCACCAGACUAUACAACACCAGAAAUGUAUCAAACAAUGUUGGAUUGCUGGCAUGGAGAUCCUAAGCAGCGACCAACUUUUUCAGAGCUGGUGGAGCACUUGGGGAAUUUACUGCAAGCCAACGUUCGUCAGGAUGGUAAAGACUACGUUGUCCUUCCUUUGUCAGUAUCAUUGAAUAUGGAAGAGGAUUCGGGUCUCUCUCUCCCAACUUCACCUGCUUCCUGUAGGGAGGAAGAGGAAGUCUGUGAUCCUAAAUUCCAUUAUGACAACACAGCAGGAAUUAGUCAGUACCGACAAGGUAGCAAGAGAAAAAGCCGUCCCACGAGCGUGAAAACAUUUGAAGAUGUCCCAUUGGUAACCACUGUAAAAGUUGUUCAGGAGGAAAACCAGACAGAUAGUGGGAUGGUUCUUGCAUCUGAAGAGCUGAAGGCAUUGGAAGAGAGUGAAAAACAAGUGAAAAUACCCUUUAGCACGCUGGUGCCCAGCAAGAGUAAUGAGUCUGUCAUGUCUGAAGCCUCCAACCAGACAAGUGGGUACCAGUCAGGAUACCACUCGGAUGACAUGGACACCACCAUCUACUCCAGCGAGGAAACGGAACUCUUGUGUGCCCAGGAGGCUUCGCCGCCGCUCUGCCGCGCCCAUGGGCUCCCCUACGAGAGCCCCGCGCCGCUCUAGGUUGAAGCUGGCAGCUCCAUCCCCCCUGGGAUGUGCCUUCAUUGCCUGGGCUGGUGGUAUUCAGGUUUGAUGUAUUGAGAGAUGGCAUCCAUGGGACUAAGAAAAGACACUUAUUUUUCCUGAGGAUGACGCAGAAGCAUCUGGCAGCAGAACUGCGCUGUGCCAGGCUGGGGCUCUUUCCUCAAGAGACACUGACAAGAGACAAGCUGGGGCUCUUUCCUCAAAAGACACUGCACCUCUGAGGGUGCAGAGCCCUGGCCGUGGUGUGUGGGCUGCCCCAGCCCCAUGGCAGAGGCUGAGCCUGGUGAUGUUGAGCGUCCGCCCGAUGCAGGCGGCAUCACGGCAUUCGACUUAACUGUUCCUACUUGUACGAAAUAAUGGCACAUCCCUGCUUUUGUGGGGCUUUUUUUUGUUUGUUUUUCCCCUUGUGGCUGGACUCCAGGAAGGAAACAGCACGGCACUGGCUUCUUGUUUCUCAGAGUUAUUCCUUGCUUGUACCUUCACAAACAAAAAAAGGAACCUCCAGCUCAAGGCUCUGGCACUCUGACGGCCUGAGACUAAACAUAGGCUGGGCUAAAUAUAGGUGGGGGUGAUGGUCUCUGUCCUUGGCAGAGGAAAAAGGCUGCUGUACACGUCCUCAUGAGUUGCAUUUUCUCAGUGAAGUUGGUUAGCAGGGAGAAGGCAGAGCACUGAGCCAAGUGAUAGGACUCAAAUAGCAGAGCCGUGCCUGACCUCUGAGGAUGGCUCUGCUCCCCUUUCACCCCAGCACCCUCACUCAUGCCACAUGCCUCCCUGCCUCUGAGCUGCCUCAAACUGCUGCAGAAAAUACUCCCCUCCCCUCAGAUCACCACCUGGGCAGCCUCUGCAACAGGUAGAGAAGGCAAUGUCAUUUACCCUAGGACCACAGGAAGCACCGUGGUUCUGGUGGGGCGUCCUGAGGGCAUCCCACCUUCUCAUCUCAUUCCCCCUCCCUCAGAUUUAGGUCUGACUCUUUCACUUCGAGAACUCAAAGUCUGUUUGCAGUGGCAGAGAUCUCAGUUUAUGUAGCCUUGGGAAUCCGUGACUGGUUUCAUGGCAGCUCCGAUCUUCUCCGAGUGAUGAAAUUGUGCCUAAUUGUUGGACAACUUCUUACCUGUGCUCUUGUAGUCCCAGAACUCUAUUGAUAGACACAAUGAGGACUACAAGAUUUUAAAAUGUAAAGCUAUUUCUACUGAGUUCUUUUUGUAUUUUUAUAAGUAUUUUUUUUGUUUGUACUUACUAUAAUGUCAAAUGCUGGGAACCAUGAAUAUAAGGCAUAUACAGUAUUUAUAGCCUCUUUAUGUAGAAAUAAAUGUAAUAUAUUAAAAUAUAAAUAUAUAUUAUAUAACAGA
Pyrgilauda ruficollis (rufous-necked snowfinch) is the source of this 5512-nucleotide messenger RNA. RefSeq names its product kinase insert domain receptor (gene KDR). Gene Ontology annotation, biological process: positive regulation of kinase activity; protein phosphorylation; cell migration. The coding region runs from base 120 to 4142 and encodes 1340 amino acids. The record is from RefSeq and is a predicted model, not a curated record. Gene Ontology annotation, cellular component: signaling receptor complex; membrane. NCBI's taxonomy places the organism in Eukaryota, Metazoa, Chordata, Aves, Passeriformes, Passeridae. Gene Ontology annotation, molecular function: ATP binding; growth factor binding; vascular endothelial growth factor receptor activity. The transcript is spliced from 30 exons.